UACCAUGCAUGCAAACAUGCUAGUGACAGAAACAUAGAUUGGGUCGUUUAAAGCGCAGCACAGCAACAGAGUGUUGGUCGCCUGACUUCCUCAAGUUAAACUAGCGCAGACAGCUAACUAAGCGUGAGUGAAAACCAGUUCAACCAGCGAAGGACCAUUUUGAAGGCUGUCAUGUUGUGUGCGACCAACAGUAUUUCAGGGAAGGCGGGACUACAGGUCACACUACCUUGCUGGUUGGAAGUUCCAACAGUGUAAUGUGACACUGUGAUGAACUUGUUUAUGAAACACACUUGACGAUAGUCGGCCUGAGAGUAACAGCGAGAGAGUUACCGCAGGUUUCUGUUGAUUCAAUUGCGUUGACUGGACAUACACACACGUGGAUUUAACCUGGGAAGAGGAUUUUGAAGCCCUUAACAUGCUAUGGGUCAGGCAUUGUGGAGGCUGCCUCCCAGACAACAGCAGCAGCUUCAGGAAGAGCUAGCUGACCGACUGGCUGACCAGGGAAGAAGACAAGAGCAAGGAGAGUAUGGAGGUCCCCAGAGGAGAGCUCCUCCGCAAUUUUACGGUCCUGACAUCUACCAUCUGCUGAGGACAUGCAGGGGAGUUCAUGAGCAGCGUGGUUUUAGAGAUUUGGAGAUGCUGCCACCUGAAUUAGGCAUCACCAUACUGUCAUACUUGAAUGCUACUGAUCUGUGCCUGGCUGGCUGUGUAUGGCAGGGCCUGGGAAAGGACGAGUAUCUAUGGCAGGGACUUUGUAAGUCCACGUGGGGACACUGCUCCAUAUACAACAGAAGACUAUCGGGUGGUUACUCAUACAGAAGACUAUACCUACAACUAGAUGAAGGCAGCCUAACGUUCAAUGCCAACCCAGAGGAGGGUAUCAGUUAUUUUAUGUCUAAAGGUAUACUACGUGACCACCCAACCGAGCUGGCUAAGUUCAUCUUCUACACCAGACGGCUCAACUGGAAGAUGCUAAGAGUUUAUCUGGAUGAGAGGCGAGAUGUCCUGGACGAGUUGGUGACCCUCCAUAAUUUCAGUAACCAGUUCCUCCCCAAUGCUCUCCGGGAUUUCUUCAGACACAUCCAUGCACCAGAGGAAAGAGGAGAAUAUCUGGAAACCCUCAUCACGAAGUUCAGCCACAGAUUUUGUACCUGUAAUCCAGUUCUUAUCCGAGAACUGGGACUCAGCCCUGAUGCUGUCUAUGUGCUGUGCUACAGUCUGAUCCUGCUGUCCAUCGACCUGACCAGCCCCCAUGUCAAAAACAAAAUGUCAAAGAGGGAGUUUAUCAGGAACACUCGCCGAGCAGCACAUAAUGUCUCAGAUGACUUUGCUGGCCACCUCUAUGACAAUAUAUAUCUGAUUGGCCAUGUGGCUGCAUAGCUGCACCAACCAGCGGACCAGUAUACAUUCUCAUACUGCACUGAAUCACAGGAAGUGGUGAUUAGGACCCUAUACAUGUCUGGAGCACUGUGGAACUGGAAGAACAUGUCCUUUGAAAAAUGUAACAAUAAAUAAAUCUUAUUUAAAUAUUAGUAAAACAAAGAAAAUGAUCUGCUACACUGUGAGACUAUGACUGUGCUACCAAAUAUUAGUGAUGUUAUUAGCGUAAAAUUACAGGUGUGACAUCAUCUAAUGUCUUUAAAAGUCAAGAAUGAGGCCGUUUUAAGAGGACGAACUAUGAUACUGCACUGACACAUGGGGACUAAGGAUGGUGAAGGGUCUAGGAGGAAGGGGAGAACUUCCCUUCCGCUGGUCACAGAUGCUGGGGGAGUUGUGCUGAUUAACUAUUGGACAGGAGUAGUUUCUCAUUCACUGGUAGGAUAAAGACUGGUCCAACUAUUCUUGUGGGAAGUGAAACAAAUGACCGAGGCUAGCAUAAGAUCAGUCACUAGUAAAGUAUUUACCUGCGUAUCAGAAUGUCCAUGUGUCAAGAUUUAACUAGAAAACAUUUUUUGCAUUUUAAUCCUAUUUCUCAUACUUUUUCCCUGUUUUAAAUUGCAUGUCUAAUGAGUGUCACAAAUUCAUAUGGGGGUGUAUGCAUAGGAAAAAGAUUGAAAUGAAAUUGGCCUGUCUACCACCAGACAACGAGACAAAACACAUUUUAAUACCAGGUGUCAAUUGGACAUUAAACACCUCAGCGGCAAGGCAUGAUGGUAAAAUGGUAAAUGGAGAAAUUAACUUUGCAUAACAUGUUUUAGUGGUUUAUUUUAUAAUAUUAAAGUUUAUAUAUAAUAUAUAUGGGUAUAAUA
Molecule: messenger RNA, 2249 nt
Organism: Platichthys flesus (European flounder)
Lineage: Eukaryota; Metazoa; Chordata; Actinopteri; Pleuronectiformes; Pleuronectidae
Gene: fbxo8
Product: F-box protein 8
Exons: 8
Coding region: 421-1380 (319 amino acids)
Biological process (GO): regulation of ARF protein signal transduction
Molecular function (GO): protein binding; guanyl-nucleotide exchange factor activity
Source: RefSeq, a predicted model, not a curated record